This is a messenger RNA of Macroventuria anomochaeta, 2130 nucleotides long. RefSeq names its product alpha/beta-hydrolase. The coding region runs from base 1 to 2130 and encodes 709 amino acids. Lineage: Eukaryota; Fungi; Ascomycota; Dothideomycetes; Pleosporales; Didymellaceae. The transcript is spliced from 2 exons. The record is from RefSeq and is a predicted model, not a curated record.
AUGGCCCUCCGCAUCCCCUUCCUCGGGCGCCUACACCUGCGCGAGUACUUUGCCCUGGUGCUCUCUAUCAUCCUCAUCGUCCUCGAGUCCGUCAUCGCCGUCAUCACCCUCGCCCUGCCCACGCCCAUCAUCAAUGCCUGCUACCGCAUCACACGCCGUCUGUUCAACCAGCUCUCCUCGCCCUCGUCACGCCGCUCGCGAGACAGGAAGAAGGGCGUCUGGGAUGCAAUCGCCAAUGCUGGCGACUUCACUGAGCUGUGUGAGCUCUACGGAUACUACUGUGAAGAGCACAUCGUGCAGACCGGCGACGGGUACCUGCUGGGCCUACACCGUCUGGGCUGGAAGCGCGGCGAAGAGGACGAGCGCGUGAACGCCGGCCCGGGCAAAGACGGGCUGAAGAAAAAAGUUGUGUACCUGCACCACGGGCUAAUGAUGAACAGCGAAGUCUGGGUGUGUCUUACCGAGCGCGAGCGCUGCCUGCCCUUUGAGCUCGUCGAGCGCGGCUACGACGUCUGGCUCGGCAAUAACCGGGGGAACAAGUACAGUAAGAAAAACAUCCACAUGGCGCCCACAGAUACGAGGUUCUGGAACUUCAGUAUGGAUCAGUUUGCGUUUCAUGAUAUUCCGGAUUCGAUUGGGUAUAUUCUGGGGACUACGCAUCAGCCGAGUUUGAGCUAUAUUGGAUUCAGUCAGGGCACGGCGCAGGCGUUUGCGACGCUGAGCAUUCAUCCCACGCUGAACGAGAAGGUGGAUGUAUUUAUCGCAUUGGCGCCGGCGAUGAGUCCCAAGGGUGUUGCGAGUGGGACCGUGGAUUCGUUUGUCAAAGCGAGCCCGGACAUCCUUUACCUCGCGUUUGGAAGGAAGGCGAUCUUGGCAUCGGCGACCAUGUGGCAAUCCAUUCUGUAUCCGCCCAUAUUCGUGAGACUUAUCGAUGCGAGUCUGAGAUUCCUGUUUGGCUGGACUGCGGUCAAUAUCUCGCCCGAUCAGAAGCUGGCGAGUUACCCGCAUCUUUACUCGUAUACGUCGACGAAGAGCGUGGUACAUUGGUUUCAAAUCAUUCGCAAUGGUGUCUUCCAGAUGUACGACGACGAGGCGCCGAGUCCGAUCACCUCGAACCGCUCAAAGUACUACAAGGUCGCCAAGUUCCCUACACGCAACAUCAAGACGCCCAUCGUUCUCGUCUGGGGCGGCUCAGAUAGCCUAGUCGAUAUCAACGUCAUGCUCAAAGAGCUUCCUCGCCACACCAUCGCCAAAGAGAUCCCGCACUACGAACACCUCGACUUCCUCUGGGCGCAGUCAGUCAACAAACUCGUCUUCCCACACGUCUUUGAAGCACUCGACAAACACGCCAACUCCUCCACCACCACCACUCUUUCAACCAGCGACAAACGUUUGCGUUCCCCAGUCCACUUCAGCAAACCCCUCUCCUCGCCGCGCCAGAUCGCGGGCAUCGAGCAAGAUGGUGCAAGCGACUCCAGCCCCAACGGCACUCCGUCUCAAUCUGCGAAGAAGAUAUCGCAAAUCACACGCCGUACAUUACUCAGUGAUAACGAGGAAACGGAACCGAGUCCGCGCUCAAGGCUCGCGCAGAUAACGCGGAUUCCGCACCCACGGCAAUCGCCACGGAAUGCCUCGCCGUCUCACCAGCGCACGCCCUCACAAUCUCAGAUUGAGAGUUUGAAGGAACCGACGAGUUCCGUAUCGAAAGUUGUAGCCGUUCACACGAUCGGCUCGCCCGCCGCCUCACAGAACGACUCGCAGAUUACUACGCAAACAUCAACCUCACGGCCUGAAGGGUGGUGGUCUAGCGACGACGUCGCGGACACAGAUCCGAGCACGCCGAGCCGAGCACUUAGGAAUAGAAGGAGUUUCGACUCGCAAGGUAGCAAUGGGCGGCAGAGCCGUUUUGGAGAUAGAGGGAUCAGUCUUGGAAGUGCCAAGGCGGUCAGUGGCAUCGUUGGAGGUCAAGGGCGUGGUGAGAGUGGUGGGGGUAAGGGGGUGAAUAGGCUGAGUGUGAGCAGUGUGGGGAGUGUUGGAAGGAAGGAGGAGACGGAAGAAGAGAGGAAGAAGAGCAAGGCGAGGGUUAAGAGAAGGAGUGGGAGUGGGAUUCCUGUGCCGGGUUCGAGCUGA